AUGUGCGAUUUUAUCGUUGCACCACAAAUUACCCAGGAAGUUCGGAACUUGACCGUGGCUGAGGAAUUAGUGGUCAGUUUUGUCUGUAAAGCCUCAGGAUAUCCACAACCUACGUUUUACUGGGAAAAGGAUGGGGAAAAACUGAACAUAGGGAGGAACCGAUUCAAAGUAUUUGACAUGCCGUAUGGUAGCGUUUUGAGGAUUGAGACCGUUCGGAAUAAGGACAGUGGGAGUUCCUUUACCUGUGUGGCGGAGAAUGGAGUGGGGGAUCCAGCCUGGAGUACGGGGCAUCUGAAGGUUUACCGCAUUGACAGGGGAAACGAAUUUCCAGUAGGAUAUCCCAAAAUCAUUGUAAAUCCAGAGCUAAAAUCUGUUGAGAAAGAGAAACCUGCCAUCAUGGAGUGUCAAGCGGAUGCUAAUGGACACAAGUUUGAUAUUGAGUGGUUCAAAAAUAAUGUCCCUGUAGACCUGGGUGACAACAAACGGCUCACAAUCACAGAAACAGGUACGUGUGUGUCAGAUAAAUGAAAUACAAGAUUCUAAGUAAGAAUAUUUAUUUUGCUAUUUAACUACCUUUUAAAGCUUCUGAGGAAAAUUCUUAGAAUAUAUUUUACCAGAAAGAACAAAAUCUAAACCAGGGAUGAACCGUUGAUGAGUCAAAUUAUCUGCUGAUGAGGUCACAGUUUACAAUUUUUGCACCCUUUAGUUUUAAG
Molecule: messenger RNA, 713 nt
Organism: Saccostrea cuccullata (small rock oyster)
Lineage: Eukaryota; Metazoa; Mollusca; Bivalvia; Ostreida; Ostreidae
Product: receptor-type tyrosine-protein phosphatase S-like
Exons: 3
Coding region: 1-528 (175 amino acids)
Source: RefSeq, a predicted model, not a curated record